CCUGCCUCAAUACAUGCACUUUUCUUUCAUUGCAGAUCACUGACGUUCCGGAUACUAUAUAGUUGGCUUACAUUCUUACCACUCUCCGGACCCGCAUUCCUCGGUUGUCGCCCCAACUUCUGUUGCGCCCGUUUGCUGCCUUUUAUACAUUCCCGGCCGCAUUGGGACUUUAUGUGAAUUACUGUGGCCGUCUUCGUCUACUGCUGCCAUUGCACCCGCAAUUAUAGACUGCCUCUUUACCCACUGCGCGGUCCUCAGGACUCCAUCCUGUGUCACUCUGUUUGGUAGGCUUGGAGACCCCGCGGGAUUCUGAGUCGCCACCAUGCCUUCCACUCUGUGGGAGAAGACGAAAGGCACAUCUAAGAAAGGAUUCGAUAAGGCAUGGCAUACCCUCGACAAGCUGGGCGAUCCCGUCAACCGGCUAUCCUACAAGGUCGGCGCAGAGGCCUUUUGGCCCAUGACCCUUGAUAAAGAAAGCGACAAAGCCGCGCGAAUCCUCCGAAGUUUCUGCAAAGAUGGUUUCUAUUCCAACGAAGAUGCCGAACGUCAAAGCACCGACAGCUCGGUCAGCAAAGAAUCCGGCAAGAUCGAUCGCCCCAAGGGCAAGCAGCGGGUCUUGAAGAAGAUCCCCGCUAGGGUUAUACAGCGCGCCAAGGGUCUCGCUAUCUUCACGACUAUGCGCACAGGCCUCUGGGUCAGUGGCUCGGGUGGCAGUGGUGUGCUCCUGGCGCGGACCCCAGAUACCAAUGAAUGGAGUCCGCCUUCCGGUAUCAUGCUUCAUACGGCUGGUAUUGGUUUCCUGGCGGGCGUGGAUAUCUAUGACUGCGUGGUAGUCAUCAAUACAUAUGAGGCCUUGGAGGCUUUCAAGAAAGUGCGAUGCACUUUGGGUGGAGAAGUCAGCGCUGCAGCCGGUCCGGUUGGGAUGGGCGGCGUGCUUGAUUCGGAAGUGCACAAGCGGCAGGCCCCGAUUUGGACCUACAUGAAGAGCCGUGGUUUGUAUGCUGGCGUUGCCGUGGAUGGUACCAUCAUUAUCGAGCGUACCGAUGAGAACGAGCGCUUCUAUGGCGAGCGCAUAUCGGUUACUGACAUUCUUGCGGGCAAGGCCAAACGGCCUCCUGCAUCGAUUCAAACGCUGCUGAACACCGUCAAAGCUGCCGAGGGCAACCCGGCUGUGGAUGAGAACUUGCUGCCACCCGGAGAAACCCCUGGGGAUGUUGAGAUUGUGCCUGGACCGGGCUCGUUUGGCAUUCCCGACCCCGAGGACCCCGAUCCAUUCGGUGUCAAGGCACUGGAGGCGGAGGGUCUUUUUAUUCGCGAAGCUGGGACGAAAUCCAGGCCGUCGCAGGAAGCGUUCGAGUUUAAACCCGGCCCGAACAGCCCGAUAUUUGCGACUUUCCGACGAAGCAUCGACAGCUCACCACGCAAUAGCUGGAGAGCAAGUGUACAGAGCUACGCCAGUAUGGACCGAGGAACGCAAACUGAUGAUGGUCCUACGACUGCUCCGACUUCUAUCAGCCGUGCCUCCUCCCGGAGCUACCGUGACGUGUCCGACCGCGCUGAGACCAGUCCUUGGGACAACGAGGAGGGACGCUGGGAGACUGUCAUCCCCGAACACGACGAGUAUCACGGCCAGGAUGAUGUCGAAGACGUGGAUCUGGAUGACGAUGUGGAAAUUCACGAAGUCAGCAGUGCCACUGUAUCGAAGCGCGAGAGUGCUGCCCAUUCGCCUGUCCCGGUCGAAGAUUCCAUCGCUCCUGUGGAGUUUAAGCGUCACUCGCCCACAUUCACACGGGCACGCCUUGUGACGAUCUCCAAGCGGAUGCCCCCGGCCCUCCCACCCCGAAACCCCCAGCGGACGCCCGCUCCUGUUUCGACUUCGACUCCUAGCUCGCCUACGGUAAACCCCUACGCACACAGCCGCCGGCGUUCCGUGGCGUCUAGCCCGGGACACGCCACGUACGGCUUCACAGAGAUGCCUCUGUACCACAAGAGCGACUCGGAGAGUGACCUGUCCUCUACCGGUGCUCCCGAGUCAUCCAACAAGCCGUCACCAGACCGUGAAGAGUUCCACUCGGUAUCCAGUCUGCACGAUUCGGACGUGGCGUCCGAGACCGAGGCUAAUGAGGCCAAGGAGACUGAGACCGAGAAAACCCACGAGGCAUCAUCCGAUGCGAGCACUCCUACAUACGUUCACGAGUCUGAUCUCUCCCCAUGGGGGAAGUCUGACACGGACCUGGCACCCACCAAGACCAUCACUUCUGAUGACCAUGUCAAAGUGGAGUCUACGGUGCAGCCCCAGACUGCGUGAGUGCUAGAGCACAUAUCGCCAUUCCUUGUAUAUAUUCCUUCUGGCAUAUUGUUAUUGGGAUUCAUCCCGUUGCAUAUUGCAUGUUG
This is a messenger RNA of Aspergillus costaricaensis CBS 115574, 2394 nucleotides long. RefSeq names its product lipid-binding SYLF domain-containing protein. Lineage: Eukaryota; Fungi; Ascomycota; Eurotiomycetes; Eurotiales; Aspergillaceae. Bases 323 to 2308 code for a protein of 661 amino acids. The transcript has a single exon. Gene Ontology annotation, molecular function: phosphatidylinositol binding. The record is from RefSeq and is a predicted model, not a curated record.